This is a messenger RNA of Cucurbitaria berberidis CBS 394.84, 4092 nucleotides long. RefSeq lists its product as uncharacterized. Gene Ontology annotation, cellular component: Atg1/ULK1 kinase complex; phagophore assembly site membrane; extrinsic component of membrane. The transcript is spliced from 2 exons. Gene Ontology annotation, molecular function: protein kinase binding; molecular adaptor activity. The record is from RefSeq and is a predicted model, not a curated record. The coding region runs from base 1 to 4092 and encodes 1363 amino acids. NCBI's taxonomy places the organism in Eukaryota, Fungi, Ascomycota, Dothideomycetes, Pleosporales, Cucurbitariaceae. Gene Ontology annotation, biological process: positive regulation of protein phosphorylation; autophagosome assembly; reticulophagy.
AUGUCGCUACAGAUUGCUGUAGCUCAUACGGGCCAGCGCUUCGACGCUGAUCCCGUUGCCUUCAGCUCCGUCGAUGCACUCAAACACUGGAUCGCGAGAGCUACCGAGAUCCCGCCCGAAAGCCAGAUUCUCCUGACGACCCAUGGAAAGCAUGUCAAACUACAGGCGUUGUUGACGGAGAAAGACAUCUUCGUCUAUAGUCGCGAGCUGUCCAACAACCCACAGGCAGCCAUAUCGUCUACUCCCCUCCCAGAAGCCUUUACCCCCGACGACCCACCGAACACGCUCUCUAAUAAUACCGACCUGCGAGCAUGGCAAGCCCUUUUCCAAGCCCGUCGCGACUGGGCGUUCGACCUCCUCGAGAGGUCCCACUCCAUGUCCCGGAUAGCCUCGAAACACUUCGCAGAACAAGCGACAAUAGAGAAGGGCACACAAGUUGCCGUGGGCAACCAUGACUCGCAUAUUCGAGGACUGGAGCAGAAGUACCAGGCAGCGAAAGAGUGGUUUGAUGGCGUCGAAAAGGAGGCGGGAGAUAACUUACGGAGACUCGACGCUGAUUUUGGGCAGCUGGGCUCUGUACCGGCCAAAGCCGGAUUUGCCCAGUUUCUAGCAAAGGAAAUGAGGUCUGGACAAACAACACAGAGUGCUCGGAAAGCUUCUCCAAGUCGGACUGCGUCACUUCAAGAAUUUCUCGAUGUCGAGGCUGUCAAAAAGGCUACUGGGACAAGCAAACGCGUGAGGGAGUCUUUUGGAAAGCGCAUGAGUGGGAUGAGUACACAGUUGGAGAAGAUUGGCGCCGACUACAAUGAACUACUGAGUGCCGUUGGGCAGAGCCAGAGUCGAUCGCUAGUAGAUGACACCGAAGAACCCCUCCGCCUUUACAACGAGAUCGAUGCCGUCGCGAAAAAGGUUGAAUCUGAUUUUGAGCAUGUUAUGGGCCUCGAGGCAAGUUCGAAGUCGGUUGCCCAAGUCUCAAAGAUGGCUCUGCUACAUACACGGAACUUCUUACCAGCCAUUCACGAAUACAGUGUGGAAAUGAGCGAUCUUGUGCGCAGGGCUGUGGAACAGAAGAACCUUGCCAUCAGAAACGCUGUGGAGAGCAUGCAAGGGAUCGCAACCAUUGAAUCUGUCAUCUCAAGUCUCAAUGCCGAGCUUGAGCAGAUCAGCAUCCCCCAAGAAGGAGUGGCUGCUUUUGAGUUGAUUUCCCUUGUCGGCCGACUGCCUUAUGUAUACGGGACUUUGCUGGUCGAAGCUGUGCGAAGGCGCGAGUGGACAGAGAGGAUAGAGAAGGAUACGUCCUCACUGGCUGAAGAGAUGGCAACGUUCCAGGAGGAAGAAGAGCGCCGACGCAAGAGAUGGCUAAAGCCGAUCGCAGACGUCAUAAACCUUGAUGCUGUACAAGGUGGCUUGCUGGGAUUCGAGAUGAAUGUGCAGCCGGAGAAGAACAUCUGGCCCCAAGUUGCACGCGAAGAUCUCCAGGACUACCUUCGAGUCCUGCAAGGUCUAGAGGGACAGAACUCAGAAGCAGAAGCACUCAGCCAGGCCAUCAAGGACCUGGAUCGACCUACAAAGCAGCAGAUCAAGCGCGCGAAAAACUUCAAGAUGGGCAGUGUCCAUGAGCCGGCGUUUGGUAAAGGUUCGCAACUCGUGGUUCGAGGUGAUGAUGAGCUACGGGUGCUCAAGGAAGCUAAUUCAAAACUUGAGGACGAGCUCAAAGGGUCCAAAAGCCGAGUACGAAGACUGGAAGACCUGCUGCAUCGCCAAACUCAUGUCAGCAGGCUCUCGAUAGGAGGUGCCCCACCAUCCUUUGGACUGCAAAGCCCUGGCGAUCCAUCAACUCCCACAGUCGAAGCACCUUCUCCUAAGCCGUACGAUGAGCUCUCGCGGCGAUCCUCAGUGUCCUCGCGACGAUUUUCUACGAACCAAGGACAGGAUGACAAGCGCCGUAUUGUUCGACUCGAGCAGGAACUCGUAGCUGAGAAAGAAGCCCGUGCUAAUCUCGAGAAAGAAGCACAGGCCCGGAAAGAUGAAGACACAGAGCAGCAACGUCGAUUUGAAGAGGCCAUGUCGACCAAGAACAAUAUCAUGGAGAACAUGAAAGCUCAGCAGCGGGAGUUCGCCGAUGAGCGCCGAUCUCUCGAAGACGAGAUACAAGCGUACAAGGGCAAGGUUGAGGAAGCUGAAGAUGAGCUAGAUCGCGUGCUUGGAAGCCGAGACAAUGAGCGAACCGGUGUCGACACUAGGUUACAGGAGCUUGUAUCUGAGCUUGAAAAGGCACGCGAGAAAGCCACCGUGCAAAGCAGCCAGGCUAACGAGCGGAUCGCGGCACUACAAUCCGACCUUGACGGUGCGAGGGCAGUACAGACAAAACAGCUUGACUCUCUCACUACAGCUUUCACUCACCUUUCUCCUGGUACAGACGUACCUAGCGACCAUUCUAUCUUGGUUGCUCAACUUGAAGAUCUGGCUGCACGGUCGUUCAAUCAUCAGAAGGACUUGGAGCAAGCGGUUGCGAUUGCAAAGUCGGAGAACAAGAAUACACAUGCAAGAGCUGAGCAGCGCGAGAAAGAACUCGAAGUCCAGCUUUCUAAUCAUGAAAAGGAAGUUGCGUCCGCUCACGAACAGCUCGAAGUAGAGAAGGCCAAAGUUGCAUCAAUUACAGCUGAGCUGGAAGAGGAACGUGGGCACCUACACGAUCUCCGCACCAAGUUUGCUGAGGGCGAGACCGGCUCGGAAGCUCUCCGAAGACGAGUGGAUGAAGAGGAGGCCAAGGUGGGACGCUUGCAGGUCGACUUGGCAGAGAAGAGUUCGCAUGCCAACAGUCUCGAUGUAGAGAUUAUGCGUCUUGAGAAAAAGGUUCGUAAGUAUGAGGAGUUCGAUUCUUCUCGUACACACCAGCGCGUCCUUCGUGCGAAGGAGCUCAGCCAGCGCCUCUAUGAGCAGCAUGAGCGUCUCAUCCGACUGCUUGAAGCGCUUGGGUUCGUCAUCACCCAUGAGGACGGCGAGAUGGUCCUUCAGCGCGCUUCGAAGCUUGGCAAUAGUACUAUCAUGUCAGAUACAAAUGCCGGGCUGAGUCGCAGCACAACAACGCCAUCGCCUACACCUAUGAAACGCUUUCUGGAGGAUAUUGGAGACCUCUCUUUUCUGCAAUGGACCGAAUCGACGAGUCCUACAGAGGAAGACCAGCGGUAUAAAGAGCUCACGGACAAGCUUGACUUGUUCAACCUCGAAACGUUCAGCGAUGCAGUUGCGAAGCGUAUGCGAGACAUGGAGCACACCGCGCGGAAGUGGCAGAAAGAAGCUCGUGCUUAUCGAGAUAAAUCGCAUCGCUUCCAGGCUGAAGCACAUGAGAAGAUCGCGUAUCGUUCGUUCAAAGAAGGCGAUCUUGCGCUCUUCUUGCCAACACGUAACAAUGCGCAUCGUCCUUGGGCUGCUUUCAAUGUUGGCGCACCGCACUUCUUCCUUCGAGAACAGGAUUCACAUAGACUACUUGGAAAGGAGUGGCUUGUUGCACGUAUUUCCAAGGUCGAAGAGCGAGUUGUCGACCUAUCCAAGACACUAGAUGGCGCGCCACGAGCUUCAAUAGAUGGGCACUCCAUUGCCUCCAGCAAUGCAGUGUCAUUCGAAGAUGACAACCCCUUUGAGCUCUCUGACGGCUUGCGGUGGUACUUGCUCGAUGCGACUGAAGAGAAAGCAAUGGCACCCGGGACACCCGGCAUCAAGGGCGCAGUCACCGUCAAGAGCAGUAUGGAGAUUGGGCAAGGUCAGAUGCAACUUGCCAAAAAGAAGUCAGCAAUGGACCCAGCAACACAACUCGGCAAGUCACUUGACAGUCGCCGCAGCAGCGGUACAAGCAAGAAGAGUGUACCCGUAGUCGGCGGUCGUCCAUCAGCUGAAGCUCUAUCUCCAGGCGAGCACCCAGAUCCGAAUUCAAACUCCAAUGCCGCGACAAGAGGAGCUAGCCCCGCAGGAACUCAUGGACCAAGCCAUCUGAGGGAGACUGAAACUAGUGGGAACGGCUCCGGUACUGAUAGGCUAGUAGAGGAUCCUAAUGGAGACAAUGUGCGCAAGGACUUGCUCUGGGGACCUUAG